CACAAAGUCGUGACGUUUUACGACUUCCUGUUUUGAAAACGUAUAAGAGUAACGUCCCCUUUGUUUACAAACAUUUUAGCAGGAAAUGGUCAGCCAAAUAAUUGUUUUAUCUAUUUCUUGAGCAAAAUAAAAUAGAAACUUUAUAAACCAGUGUGACAAACUUAAUCAAGAACAUUCUUUUUUUUGUAAAAUUACCCAAACAAUUUCAUGACAAUGUCAAGGCAGAUGAUGAAACCCUACUGAAACUGGCACUAAACUGCUCGUACAGUAUUAGGGCCCCAGUAUUAUUGCACAAUAUGUGACAAUAGCAUGACAACAGGAUAUAUAAAAGUUCAAACUCUCGUUUUGCAUAUAACUGUACAAUAACUCAAUGAUUUAUGCCAAAUAAUAUUUAGAGGAAAAAUAACUUUUAUUUGAUGUAUCAUUAAAUAGAUGUAUUAAAAUUCCCAUUGUUGGAAAUAGGAGUUUAAAACAAGUUUAGAAUAAUGCCACAUAUAAACAACAAUAAUCAAAAAGGAAGUGAUAGCAGAGAAGCAGAAGAUCGUUAUGCAGGUCGUCUUAGUAAACGGUUGUGCUACAUUCUCCGAUACGGUGCUUUGAAAGAAGGGCUAACUGUCCAUGAUGGAGGUUUUAUUGAUGUGAAAGAGGUCAUGGAAGUAAACAUGAUGCGCCAUCACACAGAGGAGGAAGUUUUAAAGGAAAUUGACACAUCACUUAGUCAUAGAAACACUAAAAGAUUUGAAAGUAAACAGCACAAUGGGAAAACAUUGAUCAGAUCUCUGUUUUGCCGUAACUUUGAGCCUAGCCCAUUUCAUGAAGGAACUAAUGUAACAACAUUACAUCAGUGUUGCAUGGGUUACAUACUGGACAACUUAGAUGAUUAUGACCUAGAAGACUUUCCUGAUGAACAUAUUAUAAGUGCAAUGAUAGCACAACUGAAGAAAAAGAAGAAAUUGAACGUAAAGGCAUUACGUCAGUUGUUGGUACCAGUGUUGGAACAUUUAGACCUCAAUGAUGUCUACUUAACACAGUCUAUACUUAAAACAAUGUGGACUAAUUGCCCUAAUCUAAGAGUUUUAAGUCUAAAGGAUUGUGGGUAUAUUGUCACAGACAAUAUUGUGGAAACAAUACUCAGGAAAUUGACUAAAUUAGAAUCCCUAAAUUUAGCUGCCUGCAAGCACGUAACAAAUAAAUCCUUGGCUGCCAUUUGCAAGUAUGGUAAAAACUUACGUGAACUCAAUUUGAGCUGGAUAAAAACUAUAUCUGAUGGUGCAAUAUUGGAUCUUAUUGUGAACUGUGAGAGCCUUAAACAUUUAGAUAUCUACGAUUUACAUUUGAAAGGAGAAACAAGGGAGUUAGUGAUUGAAGCAGCUCGACAAAGGGAGAUAAAAAUUGUGUUAAAGGGUCUACUGGAGUCAGACCCAGAUGUAACGAUAGAAAAUCCGUCAAUGUUGUUACCAAACUUUGGAAAAACUUGGUAGCUUAGAGUGCAUAAUUUAAAUGAUGUUAAUAUAAUAGCUCGAUCUGGGAUGCUGUAUUCGGCUUGAGUGGAUUUUGCCAGGUCGGGUCUCACAAGGCGCGCAUGUGCCAAGUGUGAUAUCUGUCCUUGCAAAAUCCACAAGUGCCUAAUACAAAAUCCCAGAUCCAGCUACUGUUGUAAUGACCCUUUUAAUAUAUACCUCCACCUUUUUGUUUUUUUAUUUGUAAUCGAACGAAAUCUGAAAUAUUUAUUGACGUUAAAAUAAAACGAAUGAUGUUUUGUGCACGCUAUUUAUAUAACUGUGUCAGCUCAUGCAUAUUAAUGAAAGUAGUCCAGCAACAUACAAUAUGGAAGGUACAAUACGGGAUUUUUGGAAGGUACAAUAUGGGAUUUUUUUUCAGCUUGUUUGUAUUUCCUUGUGAAAUGCAAGCUGCAUUUUUGACAGACUUUAUAUAGGUAUAUUGAAGAAUAAUAUCUGCCUAUAUGUUUAUUGAUAAAGCAGCCUUAGCCCCAUUUAAUACAACAUUUAUUUGUUAUUUUCUGUUGAGUGAAUAUUACAAGAACUUUUAGUACUAGUAGCUCCUGUAUGAGUGUAUGUUAUUGUAAGAAUGUUAUUUAGAAUAUCCAUAUUGUCAAAACAAAAUUAUGUGAAAGUUUAGAGAUUAUUUUGAAUUCUAAAUACAUAUUAUUUCAAUAAGAUAUAAUUAUUUACCUCUUUAAGAUAUGAUUUGUGGAGUGCACAAUCAAGGUCAUUUGUUCUGAGUCAAGGCAAAGAGCUAUAAAAAUAAAGGUUUUAUACUUCUUUGGUCUGAAGGUCACACUUGGAGGUCAGUGGUCACUAUUUUCACUGACCCAACUGUUAAUCGUUUUAAGGCAUGCUGACUCUCCAGAACAAUUUACGGUGGAAAAAUAAUCUGGACCAUCAGUAAUAAAUCAAAUAGUAACAGGAUCUUAUGACAGACAUGCAGUCCUUUAAUACUGAAUACAUUAAACAAACUGAAUAAACUGAUACAAUGCAAGGCUCUGCUGAGUACUGUAAAUCCGGUAUUAUUCGCGAUGUUUUAAUUUUCGCUUUUUUUCGCGAAUUGGGUUCAUCACGAAAUCAUGAAUUUGUGUAAAUAUCCUUCCAUAAAAUACAGACAUAUCCGAAAAUAUCAGUUCAGCAAUGAAUACUAGCCGCCUAUACAUCGAAGUUUAUUGAAUGAAUUUCAAUUCAUUUCACAUUUCAAUACAUUAUGAAUAAUUCAUGUAGAAUAUACUGCUUAAGGUUACAUUUACAUGCACUGGCAGUUUUUAACGGAUCAUCUCCUGGAUGCACUUCGUAUGUGUCAAACAAGCAGAGCGCAUGUUGUACGAGGAGAAGAUCUAUAUCAUCCCUUAUCUUCUCAACAAACCUGAUUUUUUUUACACAUUUUGUUUAGACAACAAUAGGGAUAAGCAGACAAUUUAUCACACCAUUGUAUUAUAUACUUGUACGUUGAUUAUUUAUGAAAUGGCUGUAACAAACAUUUUAUCAGCUAUUAAGUGUAUUAAGAAUAAUCGCCAGUAAAUUGAAUAAAGAAUUUAAAGGCUCAAUUAUUUCAGUCUGUAUGAAUAAAGUAACCGAUUGCUAAAACGAAAUAAGCGUUACGGACCAUGUGUUUGACGAGUCUUUGGCAUGCAUAAAUUCGGUACGGUACUGAAAAAUUGGCAUUGAUAUAAUCACAACUUCCGGAACUGAAAUUUCGCUAACAAGAGAUAAGAACCUUCGCGAAUUUAAAUUUCUGACCCUUCCAUCGCGAAUUCAUAAAUCCGUGAAAUAAUUCAGGGUGUCGGAAUUCGCGAAAUAAAGAUCACACUAAUAUAAAGUGAUUUACAGUAUUUUUGUCAUGUUUUUUCAAGAAGUUUAAUAAAUUAAUUGGGAAAGACACAAAUAUGGGAAUCUUUUCAUCAUAUGUAAGCUUUUUCUCAUGAAACAUCAAAAAAUCUUUUUUCUUUAAGUAUUAGAGACAAAAUCUAUCUGAUAAUGUCAAAAUAUUUUUUUACAGUUUCCUAAAUACUAAAAAUAUAUCAUGGCUUUAUUUCAGUCCCACAAUGUCAAACAUGUGAUAAAUACAGCCUAGCACCAGCUAUUUUACAUUCUUUUGACUUUUUAUGUACAAUAACUAACAAAAGGAAGAACUUCGUGAAUUUAGAAAAAAUUGACCCAGAUCUGUUUGAUAGUGUAGAAUGAUCAAUGUUACUUCAAUAGGGCAUUACUUUAGAAACUGGUGUUUUUCACCUGUGUAGAACCACUGACCAUACACACUAGUUUAGAUAGCUUUUUUCUUGUCUAGUUGCAUUUUGUAAUAGUAAAAUUACGAGAAAUCAUUAAAUUUAAAUCAAGUAUGUUACUGUAUGUAUAGUAUAUAUAUUUUAUAGUAUAUUGUAAAGCACUAAUAAAGUAACAGGAAAAGAACAUUAUUACAUUUCUGUAACCUUUUCCUUUAAUCAUCUAGAAACAUUCUUGGAGAACACUUUACUUCUCCGUAACUUGUACAUUAUACGCUUUUACACAUUUUUCUCACUGGUUGUUAUGCAAUGGUUUCCUUUAUUUGGAAAAUUGAAAGCAUUAAAUUUUUAGUAAUUUUUUGUAUAUAUUUAUUAUUAUAUAAAAUAUUUUAGCUAGAAAUAUAAUAUUUUGUUGAAAAAUCUUUUAAAUUUAAUGUCAUUGUCUUAAUAUGCAUGUUUUAAUGUAUGUUACAUUUCAUCUGUUAUAAUAAAUGAAUGAAAUUGUGUUUUUGAUAUUUGACAUAUUGACACAUUAAUGUUUUUCCUUGUAAGAUCAGUUACCAACUGUCCUGUUCUGACUGUAAGUUCCAGCUGCAAACACAUCUAUUUUUAUUUGUCAUACCAAGGAACCAGGUUUUUAAAUGUUUUUGCAGUUGUUUCCCUUUAAUCAGAAAUUAUUUACAAAGUAUUCCCUGUUAAUAUAAAAAAAACAUUUUGAUGAUAAAAUCGAGUUUUUUUUACCAUAACGGACAUUGUUGAUUUACCAGUACAGUCGUUUGAACUGUGGCACUUUAGUGGAACUUUGUACAUUGUACAUUUCCCAAGUUUAUGUCCUGAUAUGAUACAUGUAUAUUGUUUUGUUCAUGUUGGUUGGUAUAGAUAGAUGCAUGGUCUGUCUUUCAGCCAUGCUUGGUACUAAAGCAGUCUUUUUAGGAAGCUUGCCUGUGAUAAAUCAAUGACUGUAAUUGUGUUAGGGAUGAGUAGGUCAAAGGUUAAGGUCACAGUGACCUCAGGACUGAAAAUAGUUUUUUAUCCUUAACUUAUUAUCAGGUGAGACCCUAUUGUUUUGAAGAUCAGAAGGUGAAAAUCAUAGUUAGCUGAAAAUGGUUUUAACCCAGUAAUUUAGUUUAAACAAUUUUUAUUUCAGUUAAGUAACUCAGUACUUGGAGUAGCCUAAUCUUCCAGGUGCCUUUCUAUCCAAUGGUUAUGGCCGAUGACUUUGAAUCACAUGCCCCUUGCCACUGUUCAUUUGAAAACUUUGCUUAAGGUGAAGAAUUCCUUCAUUUGAGGAAACCAUCUAGCUGCCAGGUGCCUACCUGUGUCUGUAAUAAUUAAUACCUGGAAGGGCACAUAGGGUCUUCCUCCAUCAAAAGCUUUGAUAGUUGCCAUAUGGCCUAUAAUUGUGUCUGUUUAUAACCCAACAAGACAAAACAAAAAUGUCAAACUUCAUAGGGUGAUUGUCUGUGGUUUAGCUAAUGAGGCUUUGUUGUUUUUGGGGUCAGUAGAUCAAAGAUCAAGGUCACAGUGGUCAAGGUGAACUAUUGUGAUACACCCUGUGUCUGUCAUCAUUAAUUUGACUGUAAACAAUGUCACAAUUUUGGCCCAGUCUUAAUGAAACUUGGUCUGAAACUGAUUACUAAAACGCAUGGCAAGAAUACACUGGGCUUUUAUUUGUAUCGAGGGUGCACUUCAAAAAUCAUCUUGUCUGAAACUGAAUUUCACACAAUUUCUCCUUAGCUGACCAUCUACUAAAAUAUUUGGGUCAUAUUUAUUUGUUAAAAACCAUAGCCCCAAUGAAAGUUAAAUAAUUGUUACCGAUUGCCUACCUGCCUGGUGGACGGAUUACACCAAACCGGAAGUGACUACUCAGUGUUACAUGUGAAGUAGUCCAAAAUGUAGUUCCAUGCUAUGGAGAAAUCUGGUAUAAUGAGUGACAUGAGGAGGUGACAGUUAAAUUUUUGGCUUAUGUUUAUUGCUUAUUGUAUUGAGAAUAGAUCUAGACCAUUUUCAUUGUAAAUUUCCUGGAAUAAGUUUUAUUCUUUGUGAAAAAUGUCUACCUACGCGUAAUUGCUAAACGGCUGUUUUCAUGAGGGCACUUUUAGAGGGUGAUGUGUCUCGGAACAGAUUAUUUUUCUUAUAUACAACAUAACAUGUCAAUAUUUUUCUAUUUUUGAUAAGAAGACAUGUUAUACUAAAUGACCAUAUAUGGUUUUCAUAUCAUUGAAAUGCUCUAAAGUGCUGAAAAUGAGGUCUGAAUGUUUUGUUAUUAAUAUGAAAUAAAUAAGGAAUUGAAUUGGUUGAAUGUAACCUAUAUGUUGUGCAGGGGUAAAAAUUGAAACUUGUUUAGAUGUGGCUGUAAAUAGGCUAGUUUGGCCAGAUUAUGAUAGAAAAUGACAAAUUCAGUGCAAUUUAGCAGAGAAAAAGAAGAAAAACUAAAAAUAUUUCAAUAUCACUGUUUUGGGUGUAUUUUUUUCAAAAAAUGCAUAUUUAUUGACUAAAUAUUGGUAAAUUUUAGGUGUCAGGGGUGAGUUUGGGUAUAUUUUACAGUAACUGUGUGUGAUUUGAGUGCAGUUUAUGGUAAAACUUGAUAAAAUAUGGCAAAAAUAAGCCUAAGCAAGGAAAAGUGGUCAAAAAUGAUGUCACGACAGCUUUUUUCCAGGAAAUUUGGGGCGCUAGCAUACAUUACUGAAAAAGCCAUAAAACCUUGAAAAUUGAUUGUAUCAAACUGAAACUGGUAUUUUUUCCAUGCAUUUAGGUUACUGGUACAAUUUAAGUGAAAACACAUUUUGAGUAUGAAAAAUUUACCUUUAAUGGUGCCUGGCAUUAAAAGAAAAUAGGAAUCGGGAAGUAAAGCUAUUCAAUGUAUGAAUGUGUCUCAUAAGCCAAAUUGGCUGGCCCUUUCAGUAGGGGUGACACUAUAAUAAACAAACACUAAUUACUAUAUUCAGGGCUUAUGCAGAUCACUAUGGAAUGCCUAAUCUGACUCCUUUUGAACAUAUUUAUGCCAAAUUGUCUUACACAUUUUAUACAGUACAGUUUAUACAUUUAGGCCUGUACAUUUUGCAAGUUUUUUAAUAUGAACAUUUUUUUAGUUAAUUUGUACUUGUUAUAACUUCUUCUGUACAGUUUGUUAGUUGUUGUGUAUAUUUUGAAAAGUGUUCUUUACAGUGUACAACAUAUUAUGCAUAUUUUACAAAACAUUCUGUGCUUUUUGCAACUUAUUCUGGUCACUGUAUACGUUGUUGUAAGUUAAUGAUGUGCGUAAUAAAACUUAUUAAUAUAUAUUAAUAAGUUUUACAAUGUACAAAUGUUGUUAUCUGUUUAAAGAAAAUAAUAUGGUGAUUUACAAUUUAAA
Messenger RNA from Mercenaria mercenaria, 7085 nucleotides. RefSeq lists its product as uncharacterized. NCBI's taxonomy places the organism in Eukaryota, Metazoa, Mollusca, Bivalvia, Venerida, Veneridae. Gene Ontology annotation, molecular function: transferase activity. Gene Ontology annotation, biological process: SCF-dependent proteasomal ubiquitin-dependent protein catabolic process. The transcript is spliced from 5 exons. Gene Ontology annotation, cellular component: SCF ubiquitin ligase complex. The record is from RefSeq and is a predicted model, not a curated record. Bases 486 to 1481 code for a protein of 331 amino acids.